AUGACCGUCACCGUCAUCAGCUCCCUUGAACAGUUCCACGAAGUGAUCAAUGGCGACAAGCCCGUUAUCAUUGACUUUUGGGCAACGUGGUGCGGCCCGUGUAAGGUCAUCUCGCCCAUCUUCGAAAAGCUCGCGGAGCAGUUCCCCGACGCGGGUUACUACAAGGUCGACGUUGACGAGCAGAACGAGAUCGCUCAGGAGGUCAGCGUUCGUGCGAUGCCCACCUUUAUGGCGUUCAAGAACGGCCAGAAGGUGAAGGAGGUUGUCGGUGCCAACCCUAGUGGACUUCAGACGCUCAUCUCUUCCGUCACCACCCCUUCGCAGUGA
Messenger RNA from Sparassis crispa, 327 nucleotides. RefSeq names its product Thioredoxin. NCBI's taxonomy places the organism in Eukaryota, Fungi, Basidiomycota, Agaricomycetes, Polyporales, Sparassidaceae. Bases 1 to 327 code for a protein of 108 amino acids. The transcript is spliced from 4 exons. Gene Ontology annotation, molecular function: protein-disulfide reductase activity. The record is from RefSeq and is a predicted model, not a curated record.